Messenger RNA from Capronia coronata CBS 617.96, 4209 nucleotides. RefSeq lists its product as uncharacterized. Lineage: Eukaryota; Fungi; Ascomycota; Eurotiomycetes; Chaetothyriales; Herpotrichiellaceae. The transcript has 3 exons. The record is from RefSeq and is a predicted model, not a curated record. Bases 1 to 4209 code for a protein of 1402 amino acids.
AUGCACGUCGAGCAGUUGCGCUCGAAGAAGUCGGAAGCACAAAGUCGUUUGCUGUCGAGAAAGCGCAAACUGUCCGAACUGUUCUCAAUCACCGCGUACCCUCUAACCACCGACGACCCGACCUACAAACAGAAGCUUCAAGCUUUCCAGGAUGCAAACAGUCUCGAAAGUGGCCGUCUGUUCGACGAAUCUACCCUACCGGCUCGAUCACAUAUAACCUUACAACCACGCAAAUCCCAGCCCUCACAAUCACCUGUUACUUCAUUACCACCGCAGCAAUCAUCGCACCCACCAGUACCUGCAUUGGAGACGGACGCGGCGUCCUCCCAACCACCAACCCAUGCAAUCAAGUCGGUCUCACCAGAAUCCAAUGCAGUCGUUGAGCAGCGAAUCAAUGGGGUCGAACAACAGGCUGGUGAUCGUAUACUAGGGGGAACCAAGGAGAAGCCAGAUCAGCCGGGAUCUUCUAUCAGUGAUCUAGAGACGCGAGAGGGCGAUCUCAAUAUCAUCUCAAAAUCCGAAGGCCCUCGUCGCGCGACUUCACCAGCAUCUCCAGCUCCCCCAGCAAAGCAUGCCGAAAAGCUCACGACGGUGCGUAUAGAACCAGAGGUAGAGGCGCCUACGGCGACAGACUCUGUGGCUCCACUCUCUACUGGUCUCGGAGAUGAGGUGAAGCAGGCUACGCCUGCACUCGCAUCUGUCUCUGUGCCCGUCGAAACCCAGUCCUCCCCGUCAUCUACAAACGGACGCGAGUCGGCAAAUACGCCUGCGCCCACGGCCGGCUCUCCAGCAACGAGUCCUGGCGUCGAUGCAGCCGUGAGCACACCUAUAACGUCUCAGCAGAACAAGCGCGUGCAUGAUAGCCUGGCCAGCUCAGAACACCCACCAACCGCGGCGACUGCAGCAGGUCAACUCAACAAGCAUGCGGUUCAGCCGCCUCCUGACGUUGAGAUGACGGGGACCCAAGACGUGGACUCUGUGACGGCCACUUCGGAUCUCAAGAAACAGUCGGCGGAGGCCAACCAAACCACAGUCCCUGAAAAGCCAAGCAUGCGGAUCGAGACGCAAACUGAUACGGACUCGUACUUCAAACAGCAUCCCAGCGGCGCCAUGGUCGAAAGUCCAGCUCCAUUAACAGCUGCUGCUACACCGAAAAGGAAUGUCUCAACGACGCCCUCUACACAGGAGCCUGCAAAGCGCGCAACCAGGAUUUCUUCGGGUGUUUUGCAGAAGAAGUCAGUCUCAGAAAUCCUCGGCGAGACCCCAAAAGUGGUUACUCCCCUGGCGGAAUCUCCUUCUUCUACGCCUAAUCACGAAUCAUUCGCGACAUCCCACAAGCGGGCUGGAGAUCAGGAUAGGCGUGAUAGAGAGCGCAGCAGGUUGUCAACCGUUGUUUUUGCCAAACCGCAGAAAACAGCUACCGAUGAAGAGACAGUGGAAGUUGCUCGGAUGGACGAUCGUGAAGCACAGCGGACAAAACCCGGACACAGAGAUUAUCUAUACACUCUGUUUGAGAACAAGGCGCAUUCCAUGUCCCGGCAGACGUCGAUGUCAUAUCUCAUCCAGAAUGCCCACAAGACAUUGUCGACCUCAGAUCAUCUCGUUGAGUAUGAACUCUCUGCCCAGUGCCGGAUAUUGAAACGUCUGUAUCAGCUGCAGGAGAAGGGUCGUUGGCCACUGAGACAGUACAAGCGUGCGGACGAACCACCGAGGCCGACAUCUCACUGGGAUUUUCUGUUAGAUCAUUUGAAAUGGAUGCGUACUGACUUUAGGGAGGAGCGCAAGUGGAAGCUCGCUGCUGCUAGCAGCGUUGCAGAGUGGUGUGCAGAAUGGGUUGCGGGCUCCCCGGAAGAUCGAAAACGCCUGCAAGUUCGGGUUCGGCCUACGAAACAUCUACCGAAGCCUACUGAGCCUCAGGAUGCGAGCAUGGAUGAUGGACCUGGGCCGGGUCUAUCGUCACACCCCACGCCGGAGCUGAUGCCUUCGAACGAAGAUGAUUCGAUGAGUGAUGACAUUGCAGAUCCUCGCGAUAUACAGAUAUCGAGCGCCCCGGCUGCCAUCUUCUCACUUGGUGCUUCAGAUUUCAGCUUCGCUGUUGACAAGACACCCGCGCUCGAUAAACUUCUGAACGAGCUACCUCUCUACCAACCCGCUGCAAUUGAACCGGAUCUUUCCAAGUCCAAUCUGGCGGAACGACUGGAUUCAAGAUGGAAGACUGACAUUGUACAUGUUUCCAAAUGGGCUACGGAGAAGUUGCCAGUGAAAGACCAUGCACCUCGCACGAAGCGCAGCCGGUACGAGUACGAGCUGGAGCCCGCGUCCAAGCAGAAAUCAGCGCCCCUUCCCCCUGAGGAGACAAAUGUGGCCUUGUUUAUGCCUGAGAACAAGCACAUUCGUGACAGAAUACACCCUGGACACUCUUUCCGGCCACCGUCAGAACAUCCUAUGCCCACGCAGGCUUUCUUCGAGACCAGGUCUUCAUCACAGUGGACCCCCGCAGAAGAUGAUGAACUCAGAAAGCUUGUCAAAGACUAUUCCUAUAACUGGUCCCUCAUUUCCAGCUGCCUAACUCCUCGGAGCUCCUACACAUCGGGAGCGGACAGGAGGACGCCUUGGGAAUGCUUCGAGAGGUGGAUCGGACUGGAGGGCCUACCUGCGGACAUGUCCAAGACGGCUUAUUUCAAGACGUACUCUGGUCGGAUUGAAGCCGCAGGGAGGCAUGUUGCUGCUCAGAUCGAAGAAGCGCAACGCAGGGCAGGCGCUAAUGUCCAGAUCUCUGCGCGCAAGCGGACCACCCAGCCCAUCCGAGUUGAACGUAAAAGAACGCAACGUCAUCUUGCCAUGCUUGACGCGAUGCGGAAAUUGGCGAAGAAGAGGGAGACUGCGCUUCAGAAACAGCAACACCAGGCCGAUCUUGCUGCAAUGCGCAAGGUCAAUGACGCGAACGUGCCGAAGCCCGCGUACAAAACUCCUGCAGAGUUCUCUCAACUCAAACAGGAACGUGAGCAGAAGUUGGCGGAACGACAGGAGAUCUAUAGGCAACAGCUCAUUGCCCACCAACGUGCCACAGCACAACAACAACGGGGGCAGAAUGCUCAACCGAAUGGCAUGCCAAACGGCUUGCCUCCCGGUGCACCGGCAAUGCGUGGACCUCCCACUGCUGGAGGUAUGCCUGCAAUGCCUAAUGGAAAUCUUCAGCUUCCCAACGGACACCCUCGUCAUCCUGGCAUGAUGGCUAUGCAGGGUAACGUGCAAAUACCACCAGGCAUGGUUGGUCCCAAGGGUCUUACGCCGCAAAUGCAGGCACAGAUGCAGGCACAAAUGGCUGCUCGAGGCGCCGCUACUUCUCCACAACAGAUGCGCAUGCUGCAAGAGGCGAGUCGAGUUCAGCAAGAGCAGUUGAUGCGGCAAGCACAGCAAGCCCAGAAUGGGGCUCACUCGUCACCCAAUAACGCGCAUGCUGCGCUUGCUGUCGGCAAAGGAAUGAACAAUCCUGCAUACAUGUCGGCCAUGGCCAAUGCAAAUGGGAUCGGAUCUCCUUCGGGUCCUGUGCAUGGAAAUUCCGCCUCGCCACGUCCGGCUACUGCCAAUGCCGGCCAAGCUCUAUCCAGCGGCCACAUCCCUGUGCUCACUCAAAUAGCCAACAAGAUCCGAGAGCAUCAUCCCAACCUUUCGGAGGAGGAUAUACAGCGUCUAGCCUCGCAGCAGAUCACCUCCUACCAGCAACAAGCGACGGCGGCGGCGGCAGGACAAACUCAAAAGCGACCUCAGCCUCAUAACCAGGCCGCGUUAAACGCUGCGAUAGGUGCCGUGAAUGCCGGCAAUCACGCUUCGAAUGCGGCGGCGGCUGCGGCCGCUGCGGCUGCACAGUUUGGGCACCCUGGGAUGAUGACAAACGAGCAAGUUCAACAAUACAAUCAACGCAUGAGAAUGCAGCAAGCUCAGCAGCAUGCUGUGCGGGGGAUGCCAGGUCAGAUGCAGCCGGGUGUCAUGGGGCCAAUCCCUAACGGCAUGGCCAAUUCACCUGUCAUGAACAUGGCGAGACCCGUGAGUCAACAUGCAAAUCAGGGACAACCCAGCCGGAGUGCGACGCCCAGAGAACAGAGGAGCGGUAGUCAAAACAACGUCAACGGCACUGGACCUGGACCUGGACCUGGGCAGCAAAGUAGCCCUCGGCCAGCACAGCAAAGCAUGCAAACCCAGGCAUGA